UCUACUGAUACGUGCGCGUGCUUAGACAUCUCGCAGUGCGAGCGAGUCCCCAAAAGAGUCCCCGACCGACACAAGAGUGCACCAUGGAGCGCCCCCUAAGACGGUACGUGAAAUCCCACGGGUAUGCAAUCGCCAUAUCUGCCCUGUUUUUCGGCUGCAUCUACGUCGCCAGUAUACUCAACGAAGAUCAGCUGAGUCGCACCGCAAGCGAAUAUGCUUUCUUCCGCUCACGACCGCUCGAGCAGUUGAUCUUUUCGAUCGCGUGGAUCGUCGCUGGGUUGAUCUUCCUGCUGGGGCUGAUCUGCGAGCGUAAGGAAACGAUCUUUCCGUUCGCCACCAUCUUUCUGGUCGAGUGGAGCCUCAUACUGGUGCAGCUGGUCAGCAAGUUGGAGCACCGCAACCUGCUCGAGGUGAUCCUAUCGGCCGAGGCAGCAGUGUUUCUACUGGUGCCGUUGUACGUGGGAUACACGCUGGUCAUACUGUACCGCGCGUUUGACAGUCUGUGCAAAGAUGACGAAGACAUCGAGCAGGCACGGCGUCCGGUGAAAUUCUUUUUCGGCGAAGAUCCCGACGAUACCUACAGCUAAAGAAGCGCCGCAACUUCAGUGAUUAGUUGUAAGGUUAAUUCUAAGCACUAGAUCCUACUUUAACUUAUGAAUAGCGGAUGUGUGAUGUUGAGGCAAAAACCUCGGACACAAGAAAUAGUAAAAUCUUCC
Molecule: messenger RNA, 716 nt
Organism: Anopheles moucheti
Lineage: Eukaryota; Metazoa; Arthropoda; Insecta; Diptera; Culicidae
Exons: 3
Coding region: 84-587 (167 amino acids)
Source: RefSeq, a predicted model, not a curated record